Molecule: messenger RNA, 1961 nt
Organism: Toxotes jaculatrix (banded archerfish)
Lineage: Eukaryota; Metazoa; Chordata; Actinopteri; Toxotidae
Gene: slc31a2
Product: solute carrier family 31 member 2
Exons: 4
Coding region: 450-920 (156 amino acids)
Biological process (GO): copper ion transmembrane transport
Cellular component (GO): membrane
Molecular function (GO): copper ion transmembrane transporter activity
Source: RefSeq, a predicted model, not a curated record
UGAAAAGUGCCUGACGGCUACGUUCCUCGCGUAACGUUAGAUAAAUAUCGAUUAUAAUGCAAAUAUGUGUCGGUUUUAUUCAGCUGCCUCGAUGUCGACGAUAGCACUUGGAUUUCCGGACAACUGGAGUGAGACUUGAACCACUACUUCGAUUAUUAACCGUACAGGAGUCUUAGUUUUUCGGUUGUUGGGAAAAAACUCCACUAACCAUCAGCCCUCUGUUAUUGUCUGAAGUCACGAGGUAGCUGAGCCUUAACCCGCUGCACUGACUGAGUUUCUUGGUCCCUGGCUCAGCUCUGCUCUUGUAGACACACCGGAGAGAGGACUAGUUCCUGACUGACCGAGCUCCAGCAGCAGCUCCAGCUCCGGGCCGUGAGCAGUCUGUGAUGGGGAACUGGAUUCAGUAACCGCUGCAACUGUGGUGUUAGCCUGCGCUCAGCAACUUCACCAUGAUGUCCAUGACUUUUGGGGUGUCGAGCAGCGUGACUCUGCUGUUUGACUUCUGGAACGUGCAGGGGCCUGCAGGGAUGGUGCUGUCAGUGUUCGUGGUCUUGCUGCUGACAGUUUUCUACGAGGUGCUUAAAGUGUGGAGGGUGUGGCUGGGAAACAGCUCUAAGCUGGCCCGGCCUCAGUCUCAGUAUGCCCCCCCUCCGCCCUCCCGGAGCGACAGCUGCGCCGGACUGGAGAGCAGCCCCUCCGAAUCCUCGCUGACCCCCAUGGAGUCACAUCCUCCGGUGCCAAACACCAGGAACAGCUGGUUGCUGCACGGUAUCCAGACAGUCCUGCACAUGCUGCAGGUGUCCCUCGGCUACAUCCUGAUGCUGUGCGUCAUGUCCUACAACACCUGGAUCUUCCUCGGGGUCAUCGUGGGUUCUGUUCUCGGCUAUUUCAUCUCGUUCCCUCUGCUUGGUCAGAUCUGAUGGUACGGACAGUUCAGAUAGUAAGGAGGUCUUUUUUUUUUCCUCCUUGAAUUGAAAGGAUCAGAUGUUCUGGAUAUUAAAGGGGAAACCACUUGUUUGACUAGUUUCUGCAUGUUGUUCUGUUGCUCUUUGCACAGUGUGAAACUGUAACACCUGGGAAGCAUGAAAGGGGAGUUCUAUGACUUUUAUGCUUAGGACUGAGUUGUGUAACACUAAGUGUCACAUAAAACUGAUCUGGUUGUGGAAACUGAAAUUCUCACUAACAAAAUCUUUGCUGGUCACCAGUUUAAGUCCUGGGUCUCUCUCUUUGGAUUCAGGCCUUGGGACUUGGGUGAUAACUUUAAAACACUUCAACUGGACAUGCAAAUUGAUAACAUUUGUCAUUUAGUGGUUUACCAGGUGGUUCUUCUGUGUUAAAAAGACAUUUCUGAUGUUUCUGAGGCGUUUUCUUGCUUCCCUUCUCAAACAGCAAACAUCUACAGAAGUCUUUGCUAAUGCAUAUGUGAAAUGUUUUGAAGUCUCCAAGGAGGGAAGUGCUGCUUUCUUAAAUUCAUCUCCUUUUUUUUUUUUAAUUUAACCUGAAAUAGUAGGCAAAGAUUGAAAGAGGAGAAAUGCAUUUGAAUCGUUCACAGCCGAGGUACAGCCAAACGAAGUAAUUUUAUAUGUUAUGACACUACAGGUGAUUCAGAGAGCUCUGUCAUUUUUAACUGCUUGAAAAUCAAUGUGGGUGGAAACAACAACGUUUUUAAAGCAUUAAACACUGAAUUUCUAUCUUUUUUAGCAGUAUUUUGGAGUGAAACCUCAAAGAGGACUUGCACUUGGAACAGAGCUUUUAAGGUCAUAAGACCACAGUCGGUCAGUUUGAGGAACUGAAUCAUGUGGUUUUUAGCUUGUAAGCCUCUCAUGUGUCAUCUUGGUUCAUUUACAGAUCAGAGUUGAUCUCAUAUGUAUAUCAGGACACUGAUAGUAGGUCAUGUGCUCCUGUGGCAAUAAUUGACAGACCAUGAACGUCAAAAAAAAAACAGAAGAGUGCCUUGCAAC